This is a messenger RNA of Aspergillus fijiensis CBS 313.89, 882 nucleotides long. Its product is annotated as ankyrin. Gene Ontology annotation, molecular function: protein binding. The transcript has a single exon. The coding region runs from base 1 to 882 and encodes 293 amino acids. Gene Ontology annotation, cellular component: cytoplasm; nucleus. Lineage: Eukaryota; Fungi; Ascomycota; Eurotiomycetes; Eurotiales; Aspergillaceae. The record is from RefSeq and is a predicted model, not a curated record.
AUGAGUGCUGGCUACUAUAAUGAUCUCCCCAUCAGCUCUCCCAUCGAUCGCACCUGCAUUGACCGCACGCCACCCCCAAGCACUCCCUUCGACCACCUCUGUCGGAAAGGUCCUCUCUCAGCCCUCCAGGAGGCACUGUCCACAGAACCUUUGAGCCCAGCCUUUCUGCAUCGAGCUUUGACCCAUGCCCUUCAGGCAGGGAACCUCCAAACAGCCGAGUAUCUCCUCACGAGUGGAGCCCCCAUCCUUGAACGCACCCCUGUCAGCAUUCUUGAAGGCCCAGAAGACCAGCGCCUUCGACUAUUUGAUCUUCUCAACCGUCGCGGAUGGCACCCCCACACUCACCGUCCUGUAGACAGGAUCAUAUUGAGUCGGGUGGUCAACGAUGCCCCUGUGCUGGAAUGGUUCCUCGCCCAUGGGUUCAAUCCAAACGAUGUGGGCCCAAUCACGGGCGCUCAAGGGCUGACUCCGCUUGAACUGGCUGCCAACUACGGGAAUCCCAAAUCCGUCCGCCUACUCCUCGAUGCGGGCGCAAAUAUCGAAGAGGGCGCCCCGCUGCACUGCGCGGCGGGUAGAUGUCCUGCUGGCUGGAAUCCACAUGUCUAUCCCAACCAGAAGAUUCAGAACGAAGACUCCGACCGUGCGCAGAUCCCAAUCAUGGAGUUGCUCGUCGAGCGGGGUGCAAAAGUGAAUGCGGCGGAGGAGACGCAGCACAUGACGCAUCGGUAUGCCCUUGUCUAUGCGGUUGUGGCGGGCGCAAGAUACCGGGUGCGGUGGCUGCUGGCGAAAGGGGCAGAUCCGGACUUGAGAGGGCCAUUUGGAAGUGCGCGGGAGAAUGCACAGAGAACCGGCAGACAGGACUUGAUCGAACUGAUGGACUGA